AUGAAGCUCAUCUGCCACGUCCGCAUGCAAACCCAGCAAUAUCACCGCGUGGUGCCGCCAUCGGAUGACCACUUGAUCGUGCCUGUGCCCCGGUGCUUUGCAGCAGACGUGUGGGCCAGAGGCAUCUUCGCAGAUAACGCGUCGUCAGAGCGCAGCCGCUAUUCAAGCUUCACCGAGCCGUGA
Molecule: messenger RNA, 183 nt
Organism: Phytophthora nicotianae INRA-310
Lineage: Eukaryota; Oomycota; Peronosporomycetes; Peronosporales; Peronosporaceae
Exons: 2
Coding region: 1-183 (60 amino acids)
Source: RefSeq, a predicted model, not a curated record